Molecule: messenger RNA, 5480 nt
Organism: Hippocampus comes (tiger tail seahorse)
Lineage: Eukaryota; Metazoa; Chordata; Actinopteri; Syngnathiformes; Syngnathidae
Gene: slc8a2b
Product: solute carrier family 8 member 2b
Exons: 17
Coding region: 1943-4879 (978 amino acids)
Biological process (GO): cell communication; calcium ion import across plasma membrane; sodium ion transmembrane transport
Cellular component (GO): axon; postsynapse; sarcolemma
Molecular function (GO): calcium:sodium antiporter activity
Source: RefSeq, a predicted model, not a curated record
AUUUUAUUUGUUUCAUCAAUCAUUAAAAAAAACCUAUUAUUUUGAUUAUUAAAAUAGUCGUUAGUGAGAAGCUCUAAUAAUAUGCAGUUAAUCCAUGUGAUCCGUAUCGAAUUUGGUAUCAGCCGGUUUCACUCAGACGAGAGGAAUCAGCAGCAUAAAACCCAAAUAAAAACACCCCUAAUUUGUAUACAAAUAACUUUUUACUAUUCACUAAAUAAUUUCCUCAAAAUUGAUUUUUAAAUACAUGCACGCUGCUUUAAAAUUCAGGUCCCGGACCCUCACCCGUGUGGAGUUCGGCCCUUUAGGGAACCUACCAAUGCCCUGAAAGCUGCCAAAACUGUCCACAGAUCUUUCGGUAAAUUAUGUGAGUUGUUAGAUCAUGUGUUCUAUUCAUGAUGGCUAAAAGAACAAACUGGUGCUGUUGGUGGGCCUUGCCGAGGUUCCUCUGUGCUCCACUGAGUGAUAUUCCACAUUUCCCCAAGUGUAUUGACAUUGACGGAAAUAGUCCCGAAAUCCAUGAAGUUUACAUUGAAACCUGGGAUGACAUACAGAAAUGUUGGGGGUUUUUCCCCACUCUUGUCAGCCUUUGAACUAGCUGUAAAAAUUGGGAGUAAAAAAAAAAAUAUAAUAAUAAUCAAUGGUAUCAGGUCACAAAUCAGCAGAGGUCUUCCAUGCCGGAGUUAAUUGCUCAUCAGCUGCAGGUGUGGGAGUGCACUCCAGAACCGACUCUGCGCAGCCUGACAAUUUAAAGCGACAGACAACCAGAAAGCAACAGGACUGAACUUGCCAGAAUGAAGGAGCAAGCUUGGCACAAGUAGACGCAGAAGAAGGAUCUGCAGACUCCUUGUUUCUUUCCUUUUCUUCACCAUGUCUUUGUCAUUUGUUUCCUGUAUUUCCUUAUCACCUUGUCUCCUUCCUUUCAUGUAAUUGUCUCCUUGCUUGUUUCCUCGUCUUGUCGCCUUUUCUUUCAUCUCACCCCAUCUUUUCCUUCUGCCCUUGUUUCCUGACUGCUUGUCUCCUUUACUCAAAUUCCCUUUUCUUCUCCUCUUCCUCGCGUCCUUUGUCCUUGUCUAGCCUUCCAUGUCAACAAAGCUUCUUUAACUUCUUCCCUCUCCUCAUUUCCUUUCCUUGUCUCCUUUUCCUCCCGCCUUUUUGCCUUCUCUUUCUUUCCUCAUCUCCUUUCCUUUCCUCGCGUCUCGUUCCUUCUCCUCAUUGAACUUCACCCUUUGCCUCAUCUUACCUUAUACCCCAUCUCCUUUUACUUUCCUUGUCUCUUCAUCUCCUCUUGGCCCUAUUGACGGUCUUCCCUGCAAACACAGCUCCUUAAACUUCAGCCCACCUUCCUUCCCACCUUGUCUCCUUCCUUUUCUUCCACUUGUUCCUCUCCUCCCUCCUUGCCUCCUCGUCGGUUGCCCUCGCUUGUAAACAAAGCCCUUCAUCCUUCUCCUGCAUUCAUCCCCAUGAGGUCACGCGCUGCGUGUGCGGAGAAAGAGAGAGAGAGAGAGAGAGAAAGGGGGGGAGGCGGGGAGUGCCGGUCGCGCCGAGGCGGGACGUGUUGGUGCUGGUGAUGAUGAUGCUUGCCCUUCCUCAGCGGUGGUGCACAUGUCGUCGGGUGCACAUCCUUCUGCGCCUUCUUCAUCACCACCACAAUCAUCAUCAUCAUCAUAACCAUCACCUUCACGGGGAGAACACAAGAAAUAACUGCAGCGGAAUGCCUACUCGGACUGUUUCCAGGACCCGCCCGAAGUAACCAUUACAGACGCUUCCAACAGCAACACAAACAACACUCUGAGCGUUGCCGUGUUCCAGAGCGCAAAUUGUGAUCCAUAAUCAUCAGAGCUCUAAGGGCAGCUGAAGCCUCGUGCCCCUCAUGAGUUUGAAUCUGGUCGACUAGUGUCUCUGCCUGCAGCCUUCCUUCGUGUGUCAUCCAGGGAGUGCCACCAUGUUUCGCCUUGCCUUAUCCGCCCCCCUCCUCCUCCUCUUCGCGAUCCUCUUCCUCUCCUUGGUGCCACUCUGCCAGUCUGAGUCCCAGCGUGGGACGGCGGUCUCAGCCUCCAUUCUGCCCUCUUCCCUGCCUUCCGCCGGGUCAUAUGGAAACAGCAGUGUGCCAGCCGUGGGCAAGUGUGACGUUGUGACGGUGUGCAAGCCGGGCAUCCUGCUGCCUGUCUGGAGGCCCAACAGGCCAGGCCUCGGGGAGCAGAUCGCCCGGGCAGUGGUUUACUUUGUGUCCCUCAUGUACAUGUUCCUGGGUGUCUCCAUCAUCGCCGACCGCUUCAUGGCGUCCAUCGAGGUCAUUACAUCACAGGAGAAGGAGGUGACCAUCACCAUGCCAAACGGAGAAACAUCAGUGGCAACAGUUCGAAUCUGGAACGAAACAGUGUCAAAUCUGACCCUAAUGGCUCUGGGCUCCAGUGCACCCGAGAUCCUGCUGUCAGUCAUAGAGGUUUGCGGUCACGAAUUCAAUGCGGGCGAGUUGGGACCAGGCACCAUCGUGGGCAGUGCCGCCUUCAACAUGUUUGUGAUCAUUGGCAUUUGCGUGUGGACCAUCCCCCAGGGCCAGGUGCGCAAGAUCAAACAUCUGCGGGUUUUCUUCAUCACCGCCUUCUGGAGCAUCUUCGCCUACAUCUGGCUCUACCUCAUCCUGUCCGUCAUGUCGCCUGGCGUGGUCGAGGUGUGGGAGGCCUUGGUGACUCUCCUGUACUUCCCAGUGUGCGUCAUCCUGGCCUGGAUCGCCGAUCGCCGCCUGCUCUUCUACAAAUACAUGGGCAAGCGCUACCGUGCCGACAAACGCCACGGCAUCGUCGUGGAGAUGGAAGGAGACCUUACGCCCAAUAAGGGUGGCAUGGAGAUGAUCACGGAUGGCAAGUUCCCGCCACGUGGGGCUGCCGUAGUCCCUGCCGAGAAUUGCAGUGGAGAUGGUGCAGCGGCCAAUAACGUGGGCGCGGCGAUGGCCCGGUCCACGUCCAGGGGCGCUGGGGGCAUGCUGCCCAAUUCCAACAGCGCCUUGGUCAAUAUGGAGACCAGUCGGGAGCUGGAUGAGAGCCGAAAGGAGGUCAUUCGUAUCCUGAAGGAGCUGAAGCAAAAGUAUCCUGACAAAGAGCUGGAUCAGCUGAUGGAGCUGGCUAACUACUACGCCCUGCUGCACCAGCAGAAGAGCCGAGCUUUCUACCGUAUACAGGCAACGCGUAUGAUGAUCGGAGCCGGUAACGUUCUGAAGAAGCAUGCUGCCGACCACGCUCGCCGCGCUGCGGCCACCGAAGAGGAAGUGCCGGAAGACGACGACGACCUGGCCAUGUGCAGCCGCAUCUCCUUUGAAAGUGCUCACAGCCAGUGCAUGGAGAACUGCGGGAUCCUUACACUGGCUGUCAUAUGUCAAGGGGGCAUGGGUGAGAACACCUUCUACGUAGACUACAGGACCGAAGACGGCUCAGCCAACGCCGGUUCUGAUUACGAGUACAGUGAAGGAACACUGGUGUUCAAACCUGGAGAGACUCGCAAGGAAAUUAAGGUCGGCAUCAUCGACGACGACAUCUUUGAGGAGGAUGAGCACUUUUUCGUGCGGCUGCUCAACCUGCGGGUGGGCGACGCUGAGGGCAUGUUUGAAAGCGAUGAAGCGGGCGCCGUGCCCAAGGGCCAACUGGUGGAGCCCCUGGUGGCCACCGUGACCAUUCUGGAUGACGACCACGCAGGCAUCUUCACUUUCGGCGAGCGCAUGAUGCGCAUCAGCGAGAGCAUGGGUACCAUGGAAGUGACGGUGGUGCGAAACUCGGGCGCCCGCGGCACUGUCAUCCUGCCGUAUCACACCGAGUCGGGCACCGCCAAGGCGGGCGAGGACUACGAGGAAGCACAGGGCGAGCUGGAGUUCACCAAUGACCAGACAACUCAAACGCUCCACGUGAGGAUAAUUGAUGAUGAAGAAUACGAAAAACGUGAAAACUUCUUUAUCGUCUUGGAGGAGCCACGCUGGCUGAAAAGAGGAAUUUCAGCUCUGCUACUCAGCCAAGAGGGGUCUGAGGGCCAGCUGAGCGCCGAGGAGGAGGAGGCCCGAAGGAUUGCCGAGAUGGGCAAGCCCAUCCUGGGGGAGCACAGCCGGCUGGAAGUGGUCAUCGAGGAGUCCUAUGAGUUCAAGAGCACGGUUGACAAGCUCAUUAAGAAGACCAACUUGGCACUGGUCAUUGGCACACACUCCUGGAGAGAGCAAUUUGUGGAGGCUGUCACUGUGAGCGCAGGUGACGAUGACGAGGAAGAAGGCCGCGAGGAGCAUCUCCCCUCCUGCUAUGACUAUGUCAUGCACUUUCUCACCGUCUUCUGGAAGGUUCUAUUCGCCUGCGUGCCACCUACCGAGUACUGGAACGGCUGGGCCUGCUUCAUUGUUUCCAUCAGCGUCAUCGGCCUGCUCACUGCCAUAAUCGGGGAUCUGGCGUCGCACUUCGGCUGCACAGUGGGACUGCGAGACUCGGUGACCGCCGUCGUUUUUGUGGCCCUGGGAACAUCCAUUCCUGACACGUUUGCCAGCAAAGUGGCCGCCAUCCAGGACCAGCACGCAGAUGCCUCAGUGGGCAACGUGACGGGGAGCAACGCCGUCAACGUCUUCCUGGGGAUCGGCGUGGCCUGGUCGGUGGCCGCCAUCUACUGGAAGAUCGAGGGCAAAGAGUUCAAAGUGAAGCCAGGUUCACUGGCCUUCUCCGUCACGCUCUUCACCAUCUUUGCGUUCAUCUGUAUGGGCGUGCUACUGUUCCGGCGCCGGCCCAGCAUCGGAGGCGAGCUGGGGGGGUCUCGACUAUCCCGUAUCCUCACAAGUCUACUGUUCCUGGGCCUGUGGUUCCUCUACAUCCUUUUUUCCAGCCUGGAGGCCUACUGCCACAUACCGGGUUUCUAAGAUGGUUACACAUGCAAUACACAUUUAAACACACUACAGGUCUUAAGCAGGGGUUCUCAAACCUCUUGGGUCCGUGGAGAAUAUUUCCAAGAAGCCCCUCAUAAUAAUGUCACUUUCCAAUUCAACAAACUAUAAUUUUUGUAUUUAUUUAUGUACCCCUAAAUGUCGAGGAAAUAUGUGGGGUUUUUUUUAAUGAGAAAUAGGUUGCAAUGGCAUGAAAAUUAAGUUGCAUUUUUCCAGAACAAUCUUCACAAGAACAAAGGCGGAUUUUGUAGGGAAGAAAAAUCGUAAUCACACAUGAAUAAAGUUGUAUUUAUCCAACAACCAGUUUAACCGGGGAAGAAAGUCAGUGAUAUGUUAAAUAAUUAAAUAAUUUACAAGUUAGUGAAUUUCUAAAAUAUGUUAGUCUCGCAAUAUUAUGCCCUUUUUUUUCCCUGUAAAACAUUUUUGAAUUGUCUGAAUAUUUCACCCACCACCAACAACUCCCCAAAAGAGAUUUUUUUGGGGAAAAUGUGCAUUUUGCUCUUUUAAAAAAACUUUAUUAAUGCAGGUAUGUAUGAUUUAUGGUGACACAUCGUAAUCAUAUCGGAGCCUUUAAAUA